CACCAAAUACAGUCAACAUGGGUAAAGGUAAACCAAGAGGUCUUAACUCUGCUAGAAAGUUGAGAGUCCACCGUCGUAACAACAGAUGGGCCGAUGAAUCGUACAAGUCCAGAUUAUUAGGUACUGCUUUCAAGUCCUCUCCAUUUGGUGGUUCUUCCCACGCCAAGGGUAUUGUGUUGGAAAAGAUUGGUAUUGAAUCCAAGCAACCAAACUCCGCUAUCAGAAAGUGUGUCAGAGUCCAAUUAAUCAAGAACGGUAAGAAGGUCACUGCUUUCGUUCCAAACGAUGGUUGUUUGAACUUUGUUGACGAAAACGACGAAGUCUUAUUGGCCGGUUUCGGUAGAAGAGGUAAGGCUAAGGGUGAUAUCCCAGGUGUCAGAUUCAAGGUCGUCAAGGUUUCUGGUGUCUCCUUGUUAGCUUUGUGGAAGGAAAAGAAGGAAAAGCCAAGAUCGUAAAUUGUCCUCGAUACAUCAAGAAAUCAUUAUUUCACAUCGCUACUUACUUCAUUUUAUCUAUCAAUACUAUUAUGAUAAGUUAGUUUUCCUUACUAUCGAGAGUCAUUUAUGGUUGUAUAAUUCUAAAUUUACGUGUAUAUUGAAACCAAACAUUGGCUGGGUUGCCUCCUCGAGGUUAAUGCAUACAUUAUAUC
Messenger RNA from Scheffersomyces stipitis CBS 6054, 649 nucleotides. RefSeq names its product 40S ribosomal protein uS12 (gene RPS23A). NCBI's taxonomy places the organism in Eukaryota, Fungi, Ascomycota, Pichiomycetes, Serinales, Debaryomycetaceae. Gene Ontology annotation, molecular function: structural constituent of ribosome. The transcript has a single exon. The coding region runs from base 18 to 455 and encodes 145 amino acids. The record is from RefSeq and is a predicted model, not a curated record. Gene Ontology annotation, cellular component: ribosome; cytosolic small ribosomal subunit. Gene Ontology annotation, biological process: translation.